Clupea harengus (Atlantic herring) is the source of this 4814-nucleotide messenger RNA. It is a transcript of the gene antxr2a, whose product is annotated as ANTXR cell adhesion molecule 2a. Gene Ontology annotation, molecular function: transmembrane signaling receptor activity. Lineage: Eukaryota; Metazoa; Chordata; Actinopteri; Clupeiformes; Clupeidae. Gene Ontology annotation, cellular component: cell surface; plasma membrane. The record is from RefSeq and is a predicted model, not a curated record.
AACAGCUGCACAUCUGGACCGCGCACGCGCAGUAGAAAGGAGGUUAAGAGGAGUGCUUAAACUAAGAGAAAAGUUUGGUAAGACUUUUGUUCUCAUGCCUCUUAAGGAAAUGAGUCGGUUCGGAUGUCAUCGAGGCAAUGUUCUAUAAAACAUAAGUGAAGAAAUCACUCGCGUCACGUCAUAAAUGUGAUUUCCUAUGUUUCACAGGAAACAAAGCUACCGUUUUUGUUUGGGUGUAAGUUUGACAUAUCGGUCGAAACCAAGAGUAGUAGAAGGGUUGGUCCUCCAACCUUUAUCAUUCACCGACGACAGUUAGUAACUGGAUAACUAUUUUUGAUUUUGUGUGAUUUUUUUGCGGGCCGUUGUGACUACAUUUAUUCAGUUUCAACGACUAUGAUGAACAAAGCAAGUUUUUGUGUACAAAAACACUGGACCAUAGGGACAACAGUGGUUCUACUCCUGAGCUUCAUCUCAUCUUUCAAAGUGGAAAGCCAGUCUUGCCACGGAGCAUAUGAUCUCUACUUUGUGUUGGAUAGGUCGGGGAGUGUUGGAAGUGACUGGCGAGAGAUUUAUCUCUUCGUUAAAAACCUCACGGAGCGGUUUGUGAGCCCAAGCUUAAGGGUAUCCUUCGUCGUGUUCUCCUCUCAGGCCGAGGUCAUGCUACCUUUAACUGGAGACAGUUCUGAAAUAGAAGAAGGCCUGCAGCGACUGAGCGCAGUGACUCCAGCGGGGGACACCUACAUGCACGAAGGAUUCAAAAUGGCUUCGGGGCAGAUGAAGGACCAGGUCCAGAAGUCCUCCAGCAUCAUAGUGGCUCUGACGGAUGGCAAGCUGAGCCCUUACAUCCUGGAGCUCACUAUUAAGGAGGCUAAAGAGGCAAGGAUGCACGGUGCGCGGGUAUACUGUGUCGGCAUCAAGGACUUUGAUGAAAGUCAGCUGGCGGACAUAGCUGACUCCAGAGCCUACGUGUUUGCUGUGCACGGGGGCUUCAAGGCACUCAAAGACAUCGUCACCUCAAUCCUGAAGAAAUCAUGCACAGAGAUCCUCAGCGUGGAACCCUCCAGUGUGUGUGCUAACCAGUCCUUUGACAUUGUUGUGAGAGGGAACGGCUUCACGCUGGGAAAAGCCAAGGAGGGAGCUCUGUGCCGCUUCAAAGUCAAAGACCACACUUAUGAUGAGGUGCCAAGCGUGGUGAGAGAUGAUUACGUGCUCUGUCCAGCGCCCAUCCUACAGGAAGUGGGACAGUCCAUGGAUAUCCUGAUCAGCCUCAACAGUGGCAAAUCCUUCCUUUCCAGUGCCUUCACCAUCUCCGUCACUACCUGUUCGGAUGGCAUGGUGGUGUUUAUAGUUUUCCUGGUGCUGAUGCUGCUGGCUGCUCUGGCCCUCAUGUGGUGGUUCUGGCCGCUUUGCUGCACUGUGGUCAUAAAAGAUCCCCCGCCUCGACCAGCCCCUCCUCCUCCACCUAUGCCAGAGGAGGACGACCUGCCCAAGAAGAAGUGGCCAUCUGUGGACGCCUCCUACUACGGAGGCAGAGGUGCUGGAGGCAUCAGACGCAUGGAGGUGCGCUGGGGGGAGAAGGGCUCAACGGAGGAAGGGGCUCGCCUGGAGAUGGCCAAAAACGCCGUGGUGACGGUGGUCGAAGAGGCGGAGGAGCCUAUGAUGAAAAAGCAAAAGUCCACUCCCUCCACCCAAUCAACAGAGUCCAAAUGGUACACGCCAAUCAAGGGUCGCCUGGAUGCACUGUGGGCUCUACUAAAACGGCAAUAUGACCGAGUCUCUCUAAUGAGGCCAACAUCUGCGGAGAAGGGACGGUGUAUGAAUUUCAACCGGGUGCAUCAUUAGGACGAGGAGUUUGAAGCGAGCCAGAGGAUGACACGUGGAGGAAGGGGAGGUUUCAGAAGACUUUGUGGCUAAUGCAAUCACCACUGUACUUAAGCGCCUAUCCAAAUUGUGCACAACGUGGACCCUUUCAACCUCGGUCUGAGUGCCGUGCUUGUGUCUCAAUGUAGUCAUAUGCUCCAGAUCAUUGUAAAAAAAAAAGAAUAAUCUGAAACGGCUUUACAAGCUUUACAACCAGUUUUUUUAUUUGAUUUUUUUUUUUUUACAUUUCCCUGAAGAUCACCCGAGUGCAUUAUUGUGCCGGACCCAGUUAGCUUUUUGUGUGCAGCGAUAGCUUAACAUAUUCUGACCAUAUUGCUCCCUCUGUGGAAAAAAUCUAAUUUUAUGGACACAGACGGAAGCUAUUUGAAAAAAAAAGAGAAAACGAGAAACAGAGAAGAGGAGCAAGAGGGGAAGAAAGAGGGAGAGAGAAACGGAGAAAGAGGCUGUUUGCCGUUGGCGUGGCGUGGAGGGAGAGUUAAUCCCAGUGGGGCUGGCGAGCGAGAGCAGAAGUCCAGUGCCUCUUGGCUACAUCUCUUCACACAAUCCGUCCUCUCCAAGUGCAGUCUCGCUGCCUGCCUGCCUGCCGGCCUGGAUGCCUGCUUGCCUGGCGGGAGGCCUGUGACUGCUGAUCUUGUCAUUUUAACACUGAGAAGUGCACACGCAUGACAAACUGGAAGACUGGACGCCCCCGAGGUAGUGGCAGCAGUGGGACUUCGCCCCUCACGCUUUUUUUUUUUUUUUUCUUCUUCACAAGACACCUAUUUUCCUCUUUCAUUAUGUUCUCGGGACAGGAAAAAUUAAUAGAGCGUUACUCCGCCGCAAGAGACAGGCAGCCCCCGCGAGCAAGCACAGGGCCCGGGCUACGUUUGGAGCGACGGGUGCGUCGGGACCUUGACACGACGGUUGAUGCCCCCCCGCAACCCAGCACACCCCCAACUGCAGUGUGCCUCUGUCUGCCUAAUGCACAGGACAUCACUCCCAAUAAGCAUCCCCAUCAGUUACGAGUUCUUUAAAGAUAUAGAUACAGCUGUCUCAACACUGCCGGACUCGCCAUAUCACGUCUCCAAAGCCCUUCCCUCCCUCUCCCCCUUCUCUCGCCCUCUCUCUCUCUCUCUCUCUCUCUCUCUCCCUCACUCGCUCUCUCUCUCUCUCUCUCUCUCUGGUGUCACAACACACUAGUUCUCCCUGCAUGAGAAUAUCAGAGUUUAAUUAAAAUAAUUAAAGACAACUACAAGCAGCAGCCUGUGAAGAUCUAGCUCAUCCUGUCUUUUACGCCUUCUGACAUUGAAUGACCUAUUACUGUGCCGUGCGUUAUUUGCAACGAAACGGUAGGGGUUGUCCGAACACUCCCAAAGCAGGGGGCGAGCAGGAGUGAUGGAUGGAGAAGUAUUGUUCAUUUCCAGAAAUCACCGCACACACACACACACACACACAUACACACACACAUACGUACGCACACGUACACAGACAGAAAAACACCCCAAUGCACGGCACGAUGUGUUUAUUGUUAGAAUGUCUGAAACGUACUGUCAGGACGAGGCAGUACAGGCGUGUGAGCGAAAGCGGAAAACUCGCAGGAGGGGGGGGCUUUGGUGGUGUUGGGGGGUGGGGAGGGGGUUGGGGUGGGUGUGUAGCAGCUGAGGGAAAAGGCUCGAACGAUCCAGUCACUUUCGAUAGGCUACUUCAGAUGCGAAAUGGAUAUUGGAGUGGAAAUCUGACAAAGCGCACAGGGCCUUGACGGGAAGUGGUAUAGACAAUGACCAGUGGCGGGGUCAGUGGGACGUCUCCGCGCAAGCGGGGAUGCUUAUCAAAUGACACUAAAAAUAAGUUCAGCAACCAUCAAGUUUGAGGGGGGACGCCGGGCGCACCCUUCGCUGUGUUUGGUGGGCAUGCAAGUGCGCGAGGCGGAGAGGGAGGGAGGGAUGGAGGGAGCGAAUGAGUGAGUAAUUAUUCCUUUGUUGUGUUCCGGCACAAUGUCAAGGGACUCAAAUCAUUCCUUUGGCCAAAAUAUCAACUCCAAACAAUGUUGUGAAAUAUUUUGUUAGCAUUUUCUUUUUUUUGUAUCUCCUGCAUAAUCAUGGUCACAUUUGGCUCAUCAAUUUUUGUGUAUGUGUGAGUGUCUGUGCCUCUUUUGGAAAGGUGGAUAUUGCACAUGCAUCCAGUAUAUUUUCUUUCUAUGUGAAACCAGAGAAGUGUUACUAACCCUUCCUAAUGAGAUAUUUACAUAGUGGUCACAACACAGCUUUUCACCCUAAUAACUCAUCACAUGAAAUUGAACAGCAAUUUAUCAAACCAGCCAUCUCCAAAAUGGACACGGAGAGAUGAUGGAGCAUCCCAGCUCUCUCUCUGUUUUACUGUCAUCUUUUGUUCUUUUUCACUGCUCUUUAUUUGUUAAUAUUAUUGUUACAUGUUUUAGAUAGAUGCACAUUUGCCUUUUCAUGCAUUUGUUUCAGGAUCAAUGUAAUUUUUCUUGUUUUAUUUUUAAUGUGAGCUUUUUUUAAUAUGGUACAUACAUGUGCACCAACAUUGUUGAGCUUAAUUUGCGAUUUCCUAAUUUGUCUGAGCAAUGAUUUAAAAAAAAAAAUAUAUAUAUAUAUUCUUGAUACAGAAAUUAAAUGUAUAUAAAUAUUAAGCCAAAUGAAGGGUCAAAGGUUAUUUAAUUUAAUUGAAUUUCCCUAUGAAGGAUGUAUUGUACAAUAUUGAAAUUAAAUGUCUAAUUUGCAGAUCUUACAAUUUGCAAAUGCAAGAUGUAAUUACACAAUCAAAAAUAAUUACUGCUUUUUUUUACAUGAAAUUUAAAAAAAUCACAGCCAUGACAAAAUUGUAGCACAAUACUGUAAUAUGUUGUUUGAAAUUGACCAAAUGUUAAUAGAUUGAAAAUAACUUUUUUAUGCACUGUUUUUAAUAUAAUAUUAAAAUAUAACUACUCACAA